This is a messenger RNA of Limanda limanda (common dab), 1335 nucleotides long. RefSeq names its product hydrogen voltage-gated channel 1 (gene hvcn1). Gene Ontology annotation, molecular function: voltage-gated proton channel activity. The record is from RefSeq and is a predicted model, not a curated record. The transcript is spliced from 7 exons. Gene Ontology annotation, biological process: proton transmembrane transport. NCBI's taxonomy places the organism in Eukaryota, Metazoa, Chordata, Actinopteri, Pleuronectiformes, Pleuronectidae. Gene Ontology annotation, cellular component: plasma membrane. The coding region runs from base 197 to 874 and encodes 225 amino acids.
CACGCAGCUCACCAUUAAAACCAGUUCGGACCGUUGUCCUGGUUAAGCCUGGGUAAAUCUGCCCCCCAGCUCCCACCACCGCUCUGCUGUUUACUUGUGGUGCCACAGGCAGAGGAGCUACUAAGUAACAACAUCUUCCUGUGAGGUGAGCUGAGGUGGGACGUGGUCCUCUACGUUCCUCUACAUACCUGCUGGUAUGGCUCGAUACCUGAGGCAUUUCACCACUGUUGGUGAUGAGCAGCCGGCUCAGUUGGAAGAAGAGCUGCAUGAGAUCAGUGAGGAGCUGAGCCCGGCCACAGGACUGUUCCUACCAACACUGACCUUCAGGGAUUCACUGAAGAGACUCUACACCUCUGAGCGGUUCCAGGUGUUGGUGGUGUGUUUGGUCAUCCUGGAUGCCAUGUUUGUUCUGGCAGAGUUGCUUAUAGAUCUGUCUGUUAUCAACCUGGAACAUGACCACAUUGCUCCUCAGGUGUUUCACUACCUGAGUCUGGCUCUACUCACAUUCUUCAUGGUGGAGCUGGCUGGUAAGCUUUUUGCUUACCGCCUGGAGUUCCUCCAACACAAGUUUGAAGUAUUUGAUGGUUUGGUGGUGGUGGUGUCCUUCGUGUUGGACAUUGUCUUCCUUUUCCACGAGGAUGCCUUUGAUGGGAUGGGUCUCCUCAUCCUACUGCGACUCUGGAGGGUGGCCAGAAUUAUCAAUGGAAUCCUGUUGUCAGUGAAGACCCGUGCAGACCAGAGGCUCCACAAGCUGAAGGAAAGCUACGACCACCUCGUCCAGAGAGUCACAGAGCUACAGGAGCGCACCGAUAAACUGGAACAAGAGAAACAGAAACUUGAAGCGGUCCUGAAGAAGCACGGCAUAGACUUCUAACUCAUCAAAGUAACUUCAGUGGACCUACUGUUCAAUGUCAUUUAUAUAAUGUUCCUUUCUGCACCAUUGUUUUUAAUUUUCAAACUAUACACUCCUUCAUAAACUUUUAUUGUAGAACUUAUUUCAGUAUUCCUAUUACCUGUUCACAGAAAAUUUACAUCAACUGUACAGUUUGGUGUAGGCAUUUAGUGUAAUCAUCUCAUUUUGAAUAUCAGUCAAAGUGUGUCCAUGGAAACCUGGAGUGAUGGAAACAAGUGAAAGUACUGCAUUUAUUUAAUGAAUGCCAAAUAUUCUGAUGCUACUGGAUAAGACUAUACAGUUAUUAGGCCACAGCCUUAACUUGCCUGUACAUAAUUGAAACUUUCUUUAUACUGAUAACAUGCACAUAAAACAUCUACUGAGUGACAUUGAGAAGAACAGUUCUGUUUUGUAAAAAAAAGAUUUAAAUAAGUGUGGAAACU